Messenger RNA from Letharia lupina, 699 nucleotides. RefSeq lists its product as uncharacterized. Lineage: Eukaryota; Fungi; Ascomycota; Lecanoromycetes; Lecanorales; Parmeliaceae. The record is from RefSeq and is a predicted model, not a curated record. The transcript is spliced from 3 exons. The coding region runs from base 1 to 699 and encodes 232 amino acids.
AUGCCUCCACCAGUGAUCCUUCUUCUAGGGGCCGGUGCCAAUAUCGGCCAUGGUAUCGCGCAGAGGUUCUCUUCAUCCGGCUACAAAGUAGCCAUUGCAUCCCGAAGUGGAAAAUCCGCCCAAGGCACCGAUUACCUCUCCGUCAAAGCUGAUUUGACCCAGCCACAGGACGUGAAGUCGGUCUUUGACACUGUCAAAUCGGAAAUGGGUAUACCGAGCGUCGUCGUUUACAUUGCCUACGGCCUAACCAUGGCAGCUGAAUCCGACCCGCUCUCCCCGUCCCUGGAGAAGCUCACCUCAGACCUCGCCAUCAACACCGUCAGCGCUUUCGCCGCGGCUCAGGAAGCCGUCAAAGGCUUCGAAGAGCUCGGGUCUAGCGCCCCCAAGACUUUCAUCCAGAUCGGAAAUAUGCUGAACAAAAUGGUCUAUCCGAGACUCAUCACCAUGGGCAUUGGCAAACAGGCUGCUGCACAUACGAUUGCGUGUUGUGCGGAGGCUUAUGGCGGUAAAGGGUGGCACUUCUACUACGUCGACGAGCGCACGGAGAACGGUCAGCCGGCCAUGAGCGCGAUCGAUGGACCCGCUCACGGCGAGUUCUGCUUCAAGCUUGCGCAAGGUAAGGGUCAGGGGCCUUGGGAUGCUACGUUUGUCAAAGGGGUCGGGUAUAAGGAUUUUGAGUCUGUGACUACGCACCUUUGA